AUGGCAAUGUUGCAAAGCAUGGAUAGAAGAAUGAACAAAAUGGACCAAACAAUCCAUGCUAUUCAGGUUGGAUAUGAAGAUUGGAGAAAACCUAAGAAGAAGUGGUUGCCCUAUGAUGAGUAUAAAAAUGCCAAGGAAAAAAAGUAUGAAAAAAGAGGGAGGGACAUUUAUCAAAGAGAGGAACCACCGGUUGAGAAGAAAUCUGAUUUUGAGACUAUGCUCACCCGAUUUGCAGCAGUAUCUAAAAAAAGGCACGAGGUAACUAAAGCAGCAAUUAAAGAGCAACAAUUAGUAAUCAAAGAGCAACAACUUAUGAUGAAGGAACAACAGGAGAGGAUGAAAAACCAGCAAGCACUCUUGAGAAAUCAGCAAGCUUCGAUCCUAAAAAUAGAGAAACAACUUGGGCAACUAGCUACGCAAUUCAAUGAAAGAGCACCGGGAGGACUUUCGGGAAAUACCGAACAAAACCCGAGAGGAGCACACAUUCAAGCCAUCACAACUAGAAGUGGGAAAAUUAUCACUCACUUAACCCCUAUUGACAGAAACGAACCUGAAGUAGAACAGGAAGAACAAGAAGAAAAUAAAGAUAACAAGUUUGGGCAAUCACCACGACGUGGUGGAUCUACCACGGCGUGGCAAGACUCUGAGGAGAAAAAUACCGAGCUGGUGAAGACAUAUCAUCCACCACUUCCCUUCCCAAGCAGAGCAAUUCAAGAGAAGCAUGCUGAAGAUUACCGAAAGUUCUUAGAUCACAUAAAAUCUCUUGAAAUCAACAUUCUAUUCCUUGAGGCUUUAGUUGAAAUGCCAAAGUAUGCCAAGUUUUUGAAGGACCUAUUGACAAACCAAAAGAAAAUGGAAGGAUUAUCAAAAGUUAUACUAAAUGAAACUUGCUCUGCUACAAUGCUAAGCAUGCUACCAAAGAAGAUGGGGGAUCUAGGGAGCAUUACUUUACCAUGCCAAUUCGGGAAUCUAGCAACAAGUCAUGCUCUAGCCGACUCAGGAGCAAGUGUCAACUUGAUGCCAUACUCAUUCUUCAAAAAUCUUGAUCUUCCCGAACCGAUACCGGUCCACAUGCUUAUCCAUCUAGCCAAUAAGACUAUAACCUUCCCAAGGGGCAUUUAUGAAGACCUACUAGUGAAAGUAGACAAGUUCGUUUUCCCAACGGAUUUUAUUAUGUUGGAUAUGGAGGAAGAUGAGCAAGUCCCGAUCAUUCUUGGAAGACCAUUUUUGAGCAUCGCCCAAGCUUUAGUUGAUAUAAGGGAAUCCAAGCUUACGUUACGUGUUGGAUAG
This is a messenger RNA of Lactuca sativa (garden lettuce), 1290 nucleotides long. NCBI's taxonomy places the organism in Eukaryota, Viridiplantae, Streptophyta, Magnoliopsida, Asterales, Asteraceae. The record is from RefSeq and is a predicted model, not a curated record.